CAUCUCUGCCGGCAAAGCAAAAAAAAAAAGAGAGAAAAGAAAAAGAAGAAUCCUUGUCUCUCCAAGCGUGUAUCAAAAAUAAAAUAAAGACAUUGCCCGUUUCUUUAGAAAGCUCCUCUUCUUUUUCCCAUCUAUUUUAUAAGCCUCAUCUUACUCAUCGGCACUCAUCAUGAGCUACGGCAAAAGAGACGAAGACAAUGGCGAAGUCGGUGUUUUCUAUCACAUCAACAAAUCAGCAGUACUCCAAGAAGCCCGUGUGUUUAAUGCCACACCAGUCAAUGCAAGAAAAUGCAGACUUCUCCUGACAAAAAUCAUCUACCUUCUCUACCUUGGAGAACCAUUCGCUGCCAAGGAGGCCACUGACCUUUUUUUUAAUGUCAUUAAACUGUUUCAGUCCAAGGAUACAUCAUUGCGACAAAUGAUGUACUUGGUCAUUAAGGAGCUAUCUGGAAUUGCUGAAGAUGUAAUCAUGGUAACCCAGUCGCUUAUCAAGGAUAUCCAGUCUAAGCAGGAAACCGUGUACAGGGCUAAUGCUAUUCGCGCUCUUUGCCUCAUUACAGAUCCUUCUAUGAUCCAAGGUAUCGAGCGUAUUCUUAAGGCUGCUAUUGUGGACAAAACAUCCUCAGUGUCUUCAGCUGCCUUGGUAUCAUCCUAUCACCUCUUCCACGUAUCCAAGGAUAUUGUGAAGCGUUGGUCUAAUGAAGUCCAGGAAGCUGUCCAUGCUAAACAGGCGUCGGGAUUUGCGUCGACUGCCUCAAGUUACAUGUCCAGCUUCGGCGGGGCAGCCUCUAACGGAUCUCCCCCCAUUACUUCUAACAGUAGCAUUACACAGUACCAUGCUCUAGGUCUGUUAUACCUUAUCCGUCAACAUGACCGUAUGGCUGUUGCCAAACUUGUUCAGACUUUUGGAGGCUCUCGUAGUGGAGGUAUUCUUGGUAGUGCAAGUACUCCAUUGAAGAACCCUGCUGCAGUUUGUCUUUUAAUCCGUUAUGCCUGCAAGGUUAUGGAAGAAGAUCCUGGAACUACACCUCGUAUGUAUGAGUUAUUGGAAGGAUAUCUGAGACAUAAAAAUGAGAUGGUCAAUCUUGAAGCUGCACGCGCUAUUUGCGAAAUUCCUGAUGCCUCGGCCAAGGAAUUAUUCCCUGCAAUUUCUGUUUUGCAGCUCUUCUUGUCUUCUCCCAAGCCUACCUUGAGAUUUGCCUCGAUUCGUAUCCUUAAUAAGCUCUCGCUCACCAAGCCCGCUGCUGUUGCCCCUUGCAACCUUGACAUGGAGAGCCUGAUCACAGAUACCAAUCGUAGUGUAGCUACCUUUGCCAUCACCACUCUUCUCAAAACCGGGAACGAAGCAUCUGUAGACCGUUUGAUGAAGCAGAUUACUGGAUUUAUGUCCGAGAUUUCGGAUGAAUUCAAGGUUAUCGUGGUAGACGCCAUCAGAUCUCUCUGCCUCAAAUUCCCUACUAAGCAGGCUGUAAUGAUGUCUUUCUUGAGCGGUGUAUUACGUGAUGAGGGAGGAUACGAGUUCAAAAAAGCUGUUGUGGAAGCCAUGUUCGAUAUGGUCAAGUAUAUCCCAGAAAGCAAGGAUACAGCCCUUUCUUACCUUUGCGAGUUUAUUGAGGACUGUGAGUUUACCAAGUUAUCUGUACGCAUUCUGCAUGUUUUGGGUGUUGAAGGUCCCAAGACCACCACACCCACGAAGUUCAUUCGUUAUAUCUACAACCGUGUUAUUCUCGAAAACUCGAUUGUUCGUGCUGCUGCUGUCAGCUCAUUGGCCAAAUUUGGUGCAAAUGUUGAGGAUCCUUUGGUUAAGAAGAGCGUCCACAUCUUAUUGACAAGAUGUUUGGAUGACACCGAUGAUGAGGUUCGUGAUCGUGCCACCCUCUAUCUUGCCAUUAUGGCUAACGAGAGCAGUGCCAAGCGUCUCUUGAACGACAACUCUACUUAUGCACUUCCUACCUUGGAACGUCAAUUGGUCGAGUACGUCAACAGUCCUCUUGGUAAUGAGCAACAAUUCAACUUGGAUGGUGUUCAGGUUAUCAGUAAGAUCCAAGAAGAUGAAGAAAGACGUCGUAUUCGCUCUCAGGAAACUUCUUCUACUCCUCUUAUUGCCACAUCAAAUGCUUCUGCUCGUACCGGAACUCCUACUCCUGCUACAGGCUCCUCUCCUAAUGUUUCCAGCUUUGAUCAACAGGCUUUGUAUGCCGAGAAAUUGGCUACGAUUCCCGAGUUUGCUAGCUUUGGACCUCUGUUCAAGAGCUCGAGCAAGCCUGUGGAGCUUACUGAGAGCGAAACUGAGUAUGUUGUGCACUGUGUCAAGCACACCUUUGAGAAUCACCUUGUAUUCCAGUUCAACUGCACCAACACCUUGAACGACCAACUUUUGGAGAAUGUCGGUAUGAUGAUGCAGCCCGACAUUGACGACUGUGGUUUGGUGAAGGUGGUAGAGAUUCCUGCUCCUAAGCUUGAGUAUAGCGUUCCCGGUGUGAUCUAUGUUGCAUUUGAGAAGGAAGAUCCUGCAGAUUUCCCUGUUGUUACAUUCACCAACACUAUACAGUUUGUAGUUAAAGAUUGCGAUCCAACCACUGGCGAGCCUGAUGCAGAGGGUUAUGAAGAUGAAUACCAAGUUGAGGAUAUCGAGGUGCUGACAAGUGACUACAUGCGCCCUCGUUACAUCUCUAACUUUGAAGAAGAGUGGGAAUUGCUUGGCGAGAAUGAGGCUACAGAAACCUUUGGCUUGGAUAAGGACAAGGCCCCUAGUCUGAAAGCUGCCUGUGUAGCUAUUACCGAUCUAUUGGGAAUGCAGGCUAUGGAUGAUACUGCGCUUCCACAGAGUGCAAAGACACAUGUAUUGAUUUUGGCAGGUACCUUCUUGGGUGGCGCAAAGGUGGUCGCAAGGUGUAGAAUGACCUUUAAUAGCACAACUGGUGUUGCAUUCGAGCUCACUGUUAGAAGUCAAGAUCCAGAAGUGGCACAGAUUGUCCUGUCUGCCAUUGCUUAGAAAGCUUUGAAAAAAUAAUAAUAAUAAUAAUAAGAAAAAAAAACGCCAGAGAGAGAAUAUAAACAAAUAUACAGAU
This is a messenger RNA of Phycomyces blakesleeanus NRRL 1555(-), 3071 nucleotides long. RefSeq lists its product as hypothetical. Lineage: Eukaryota; Fungi; Mucoromycota; Mucoromycetes; Mucorales; Phycomycetaceae. The transcript is spliced from 12 exons. The coding region runs from base 170 to 2995 and encodes 941 amino acids. The record is from RefSeq and is a predicted model, not a curated record. Gene Ontology annotation, cellular component: endoplasmic reticulum-Golgi intermediate compartment; endoplasmic reticulum; Golgi membrane. Gene Ontology annotation, biological process: protein secretion; intracellular protein transport; intra-Golgi vesicle-mediated transport. Gene Ontology annotation, molecular function: structural molecule activity.